UUAUUUUCACAACCAAAAACACACAGAAAAAAGAAAAGAAAAGAAAGGAAAAGAGGAACCAAAAACACAAUAGUCAUCAGCACCAGUUACACACUACAAUCAUUCAACACAGAUUCUUCCAUUCCCAGAAAUCCAAAGAAACACACACACACACACAUUGAACCAAAGAAAUGGCAGUUCUAAAUUGCUACUAUCUCUCAGUAACCUCAACAGCCACACCAAAAUCUCAAGAAUCUGCACACAAUUUAUCCCCAACACAAUCCCCACAACCACAUCCAAGGCAAACAAAAGUGAUUCUUCCUAAAAAGAAGCCUAUGAAAUGGUCCACUGGGGAUGCUCCAGGUGAUUAUGGGGGCCCACCUACUACAACUAAGCUUAGAAAAUACUGGGGUCAGGAUGUAGACCCUCUUACUUCUGAUGAUUUUAUUUGGAAUAAAGAAUUCAUGGGUCGUAUGAAAAAGUAUGUUCAGGAUCCUCAAGAAAAUGAUACUGCUUCUCGCUCUGCUCCUAAAAAGGAAGAGUCAUCUGGAUUUCUAAGUUUAAACAGAGUCAUGAGUCUUGACAGUUUGGAUGUUGACUUGACUGAGAAGCUAAUAGCCCGUUCGAAACCUAUUCUAGACCCCACAGUCGAGGAAACUCAGGCUAGUGUAAGUGCAUCUCAAAGAUGGAGACCAGCACCAACACGACGUGAGCAGGAGAAGUGGGAUAGGGCUGCAAAGGCUGCAACUGGGGGAAGUGUUACUCCGGGAAAAGGGGAUCCAAAGGUUUUAGCUGCUCAGUCAGUGGAGCAGUAUCUUAAGUUGAAGGACAAAAUGCAGUUCCUCACCCUUGGGAUUGGUGGUGUUGGCAUACUUUCAGCAUAUGUCUCUUAUUCUCCUGAAAUUGCAGCUAGUUAUGGAGCUGGGCUACUUGGUUCAUUGAUGUACAUACAUAUGUUGGGGAACAGCGUUGAUUCUAUAAGGACUGAUGGACCCAAAGCGCUUAUCAAGGGAGCAGCUGGGCAGCCGAGGCUAUUGGUUCCUGUUGUUUUGGUUAUGAUAUAUAACCGGUGGAAUGGGAUUCUUGAGGCGGAGUAUGGGUUCAUGCACCUUGACUUGAUACCCAUGCUAGUUGGAUUCUUCACUUACAAGAUUGCAACUUUUGCCCAAGCUAUCGAAGAUGCAUUGACGACAGUUGUAGAAAAGAAGACAGAAACAUAAUUUUAAUAGAGACAGAAUUUCAGGUUCUGCAAAAUGGGAUUCAAGAACGUAGUGACUACUAGCAUUCAAGAACAUCUUUUUGCUCUCACGUCUGUGCUGUCUUGGGAAAUAUCAAAGAAUUCAAGUGGUUGCGGAUAAGUGUAUGAGUGUUGGUAAUUUUAGGUUCUGAAUUCUUAGAAUGGAUAAGGUUAGGGCAAAUGUAUCUAUUGUUAUAGCUGUCCCGGACACCAUUGUCAUGAUAAAUUUAUUAAUUUAUGGAUGCGGUCAUGCACUAAAUCAUAUUGAGGGUGUUUGAUUAAGCUUA
Nicotiana tabacum (common tobacco) is the source of this 1503-nucleotide messenger RNA. Lineage: Eukaryota; Viridiplantae; Streptophyta; Magnoliopsida; Solanales; Solanaceae. The record is from RefSeq and is a predicted model, not a curated record.